Molecule: messenger RNA, 825 nt
Organism: Pseudozyma hubeiensis SY62
Lineage: Eukaryota; Fungi; Basidiomycota; Ustilaginomycetes; Ustilaginales; Ustilaginaceae
Product: rho-gdp dissociation inhibitor
Exons: 2
Coding region: 1-825 (274 amino acids)
Biological process (GO): Rho protein signal transduction
Cellular component (GO): cytosol; membrane; cytoplasm
Molecular function (GO): protein binding; Rho GDP-dissociation inhibitor activity
Source: RefSeq, a predicted model, not a curated record
AUGUUUCACUCUCACUCGUUCGGUGUUGGUCCGAGCAGACUCUCUCCCUACAACGGUGGCGCUUACUGCACUCGACCGAGGGAACAGCCAACGUUCGAUCUUCUCGACCUGUCAAACCAUUCAUCACGCCCAUUUGGCCCCUUUGUCGCCGAUCAUCGAAGCCCUUGCCACCACCACACGAGUCACAACGACAUCAAUCGGAACAUCACCCUCGCAAUGUCGCACGCACAAGAUCCCAGCAUCGCAGACGACGAGCUUGCCACCACUGCUACCGCCGGCUACAAGGUGGGCGAGAAAAAGUCGCUCGCCGAAUACUCGCAGCUCGACGCCGAAGACGAGUCGCUUGCAAGGUGGAAGGCGAGUCUCGGCAUCGGUGCCUCCACCGGUGCCGUCGACCCGAAUGCCCCCAAGCUCUCGCUGCACUCCCUCUCACUCGUAUCCGCGACUGCGCCCGGUGGGAGCAUCUCGAUCAACCUCCAGCAGCCCAAAGAACAGCUCGCGCAGAUCAAGCAGAACCCGCUCACCGUCAAAGAGGGCGUCGAGUACAGCGUCAAGAUCCAAUUCAGCGUAGGCAGCGAUAUCCUCUCGGGUCUCAAGUACGUUCAGGUGGUGAAGCGCGCCGGCAUCAAAGUCGACAAGAUGGAAGAGAUGAUCGGAUCGUACGGUCCACGAGCCGAGCCGUACGAGAAGGCGUUUGCUUCCAGCGAAGCUCCCAGCGGUAUGAUGGCUCGUGGCAACUACAGCGUUCGCAGCCGUGUGGUCGACGACGACAACAAUGUGUUUGCCGAUUGGGAGUGGGCUUUCAAGAUCGCCAAGGACUGGUGA